AAACGUUUUUAUACGUCAUGACUAAACGUCUAAAGCUUCCCGCCCAAGAUGAAAUUAUCAAUGAUUACCAAUGGGAAAAGCUAUUGGAAACAAAAGCGCUCAUUGUCGUGGAGGUUCAUGCAGGCUGGUGUGGGCCUUGCACGUCAAUGAAACCUACCAUACGAAGAAUCAAGCAGCAAGUUGGAGACGAUGCCAAUUUUGCCGUGGCAAACUCGGACGACAUUUCGCAUCUAGCGCCAUUUCGCGACAAAAGCGAACCGACAUGGCUAUUUCUUAGUGAAGGCGAGAUAGUGAACGUAAUGCACGGGUGUAAAUCAAAAGAAUUGGUCGAUUUGAUUUCGGCAGAGUUGAAGAAGGAGAUUUUGAUCCAGAGAGGCGAAAUUGAACGCGAAAGUUUGGAGUUGGGCGACGUCCAGAAGGACGAGUCCCCGCUUGUCAAACCACCUCCGGCGCUGCCCGAAAAAGCCGCCGAAAAGGAAGUUCUCGCCCUUCCGUUUGAUGAAGAAUUACGCUACAGACCGUUUAGCGUUUCCUAUGAGUGAUACUUGUAAUG
Molecule: messenger RNA, 553 nt
Organism: Photinus pyralis (common eastern firefly)
Lineage: Eukaryota; Metazoa; Arthropoda; Insecta; Coleoptera; Lampyridae
Product: thioredoxin domain-containing protein 3-like
Exons: 4
Coding region: 18-542 (174 amino acids)
Source: RefSeq, a predicted model, not a curated record